Prorocentrum cordatum is the source of this 1197-nucleotide messenger RNA. The record is from the annotation of a GenBank genome assembly. Lineage: Eukaryota; Dinophyceae; Prorocentrales; Prorocentraceae.
GCGCUGCUCCAAGCGGCUCUGGAGGCGGCUUCGCCGCCGGUGUCCUUUUCUGCGGGGCAGAGGGGCCCCAAUGGGCACCAGCCGCUGGCGCCGCGGCUGCAGGCGCUGCUCGAGGCGGCGCUGGAGGCGGCUUCGCGGCCGGUGCCCUGUUCUGCGCGGCUGAGGGGCCCCAAUGGGCACCGGCCGCUGGCGCCGCGGCUGCAGGCGCUGCUCGAGGCGGCGCUGGAGGCGGCUUCGCUGCUGGUGCCUUUUUCGGUGCGGCUGAAGGGCCCCCAAGCGCACCGGGCUCCGGCGCCGCGGAUGCAGGCGCUGCUCGAGGCGGAGUUGGCGGCGCUUCGGCGAGCGGCGUUGGAGGCGCCCGCGCCGCUGUUGCAGGCGCUGCUCCAAGCGGCGCUGGAGGCGGCAUCGCUGGCGUGGGCGCCGCCGAGGCCGCUGAUCCAUUCGGCGUUGCCGCGGGGCGUCGAGGGCUACCAGACUCCACUCAAGCUGGAGGAGCUGAUCGGAGAGCGGCGGCCGCCCAAGUCCGAUUUCUUGGCGAUUGCCAGCGUCGAUGGCGAUACGUGGGGCGACGCCCGCUCGGUGCUUGAAUGGUCAGCGGCCCAGGGCCAGCGGUUCGACAUAGUCUUCAUCCGGGAGACCAGGUUCUUCGACGCCAGGCAGUGGUGCCUUGGCCAAGCUCUCCACUUGGCCAGUGGCACUCCCCGCCGCACUGGCGCAGACCGCAUGGCGGUCUCCAGCGGCGUUGCCCUGGCCAUUGGGUCGCACAUGGGCGAGAACCUGGACAUCCUGGCCGCGUUGGCUGAGGUUCUCGGCCAGUUCCCCGAUCCGUACGUCGUCGGUGCAGAUUGGAACGCGGCCCCCGAGGAUUUGGCGACCCUGUCGUUGGUGGACGAAGUCGGGGGCAUCAUCGGGCAGCCAGGGGCCCCUACCUGCGGGGAAAGCGAGUAUCAUGUCUUCGUCUGCUCGCGGGCCCUGGCCCGCAGCGUGGAGGCUGCCGUGGCUCAUGCUGGCACUCCCGCGGGCUCGCGCGUGCAAGCUGCUGAAGCUGACAGCGGGGCCUGCCGCGCCGAGCAGCCCGCUGACGAAUGGGGCUGGGGGCGCGCCGAGCUGCUGCAGCCGCUCGGCAACUUGGAGGUCGCCUGCGGCCGCUGGGUCGGCCUGGCGGAGCAGCACUUGAUCCGCGUCCGCGGCAUCGAG